Porites lobata is the source of this 5275-nucleotide messenger RNA. Lineage: Eukaryota; Metazoa; Cnidaria; Anthozoa; Scleractinia; Poritidae. The record is from the annotation of a GenBank genome assembly.
GUUUAACGCGACCUCAGACACAACAUGGCGGACAAAAGAGCGGAUUUGGCUGCGAAAAAAGCUGCAGAGCUGGAUAGAGAACUUGACGAGUAUAUUGAAUCUCUUAAAAAGAAAGCAGAUGGAAAACUGCGGAAGCCUGAAGUCACGGAGGAAAAUUGGCAAGAGGUACAAUAAAGACAGCUUAUGAUCAAUCACGUGGCUAUGUUAUCGAUGUAAAGACGAAUGUGCAAUCUUUUAUAAGAUUUUAUAUUAUAGCGCAGUUUACUUUAAUCCUUGGUUCAAAUUGAAUUUUGUUUCUCUGUUUUAACUCAUUAUUAUCCAUUAUCUUGUCCAAAAAACAAAGAAAAGUAAAAUUCGAACCAAGAACGAAACUGACUCAAAACAUAUACAGACGAAAUUCGAAUCAUCCUCAGGCAUCCUUCUGAGGGACGUUAAAAAAUAGUUUAGUGGGACUUUCAGUAAGUGUCUUUGAUGGGAGUUUUCCAUUGGAAAAUGUUUGACUGUUUAUGUAGCCUGCAUUAUAGGUGUGAUCUAACCCAGGCUGUGGUUGUUCCAAUGUUGGAUUGUAUACCUGCCAACUCUCACGCCUGCGGGUUGAAAACUUCGAUCUCACCCCGGCUCACGCCGGCGGGCCAAUUUCUCACGCCUGAUUGAAAAAUGUGAGUUGUUGCCGUCCUGCUUGACACAAUUUCCAAAAAUAUGUUAACUCAGACCCAUGCAAGGAACGAAAACUAUGUGUAAAAUGAAUAAAUGGCAAUACCUUCCUCGCGAUCUCUGAUUUUUGAAGUGAAAAGCACCGGGAGUGAGCUCGCCUUUGGCAGACUUCGGCAGACUUCGGACGUCUUCGGAAGACUUCAGACUUCUUCGGGAAUCUUCGGAAAUGAUCGUGUCGUCUUCAAAAAUCCCAGCACUCCCAGGAUAAAAAUCUCACGCUUAUAUCUCAGAAAAAGUUGGUAGGUAUAGGAUUGCACCAUCCACUGGAUAAAACACUAUCCAAUGAAUAAGUGUUAUGGACACUACGGGUAGUUACAUUAUCCUCUAGAUAACCACAAUCACAAUGUCAAUCACAAAACCUUAUUUUACCUGAAAAUCAAUAAAUUACAAUUACAGACUAUCUGUAAAUAGUGAAGCUAAUCGAGGCAGGUAGUAUGGAGAUGUAUCACUUACACUUAUGAUUACAAUAUUAAAUUAAAUUAAAUUACAAUAUUAAUACAAGAUUAAUAUUAGCGUAUAUCCAUCUUUUGAACAACUAGGGCCAGGAUAUCAGUGCUGAUAUCCUUGUUCUGGUCCCCCAAUCAACUCAAUGAAUUACCGGAAGUGAGUCUCAAAUUUCCCUUCAACCUGAUUGGUAAAUUGCUUUUUUAAUGGGCCAGUCAUGGUGCGUACUUAAAUCCUGGUACACAGUUGGGGGCCUAGAAAAAAAGGUCUCGGUGCAGGCUUCAGAUAGACUUAACCAGAGGUUUAGUUUUGUCUCUGGCAGAAGCUACUGUUUAUCAAGCAAGACUUAUCAAGAGAAGUGUAAUACUGUACAUUUAAGGUACUUGUGAGUUUGGCACUGAAAUCUUUACAUCGCAAUGUUUUGUUUUUUUCUAUGGUAGGAGUUCGAGAAAGUACCCGCUUUUAUGACUAAAACUCCAACACAAGAAGAAAUUGACAGUAAUCCAGCCUUAGCAGCCCUUCAAGCUCUUAAAUAUGAGGAUGAUGAUCCAGUUGGUAUGUAAACCAAGCUCACUCAUUGUGUUACUUUCUAGUACAGCUUAUUAAGUUGUGGUAAUUUAUCUGAUAAGUACAAAUUAUGUAUGAUGAAAAAGGCUUAAGAGGGAAAUAAUAAUAAUUCUAGAAGUUUUAAACUGAUGUUUUUUUUUCUUUUUCAGCAAAAGCAGAGGCUUACAAAGAGGAUGGUAAUUAUGCCUACAAGAAUAAGAAAUUCCAUGAUGCUAUUGUAGCAUACACUGAGGGGAUAAAAGCUAAGUGUAACAAUGUUGAGUUGAAUGCCAUACUUUACACUAACAGAGCCACAGCACAGUGGUGCUUGGGUAAGUUAAGCUAUUGGUGAUCCAUAAUCUUAAUUCACCAAGUUUAUUUUAAAAUAAUAGAUACUCUAUGAAAGUUCUUAGUGUUUGAUAACCAGGUCCCAGAUUUAUGAAGGCAGUCUAAGCUAAGGUGUCUUGUAAGACAAGUAUUGUUUCUUCACAAUGGCCUAUCAUUAUAGGGCAAGACAUGAGGUACGUCUUUGCUUCGGACGGUUUUGUAAAUCUGGGGCCUGAAUAUUCAGUGGAUAACUAAGGUACCCUUACUCUCUUGUAUGUUCCUUUUGCAGGAAAUUAUCGCAGUGCAAUCAAUGAUGCAACAGUAGCCAGAAAGUUACAACCAACAUACAUGAAAGCAAUUUUAAGGGGUGAGUAAAAAAAGCGCAAACCAUUCUAUUGAAAUACUCUCUUUGUUUAGCAACCAGAGGUAAAAACAAUUAACUGAUAAUACACGGUAAUUCACUGUGAAUCUGAUGCUGAAACAUCUCUCACUUCAACCAAUAGUUUUUAUUCAGAGCAAAGAUUACAUGAUUAGGGUUCAUUUGAUAGAUCCAGUUUGUGAGUAGGAAACAUUAAGGUUGUGAGAAUUUGACUGAGGUUGUGGUAGACAAUCAUUUCAUAAUUUUUGUUCGUGAGAAAUAAUGAUUAUUAGAUGAUAGUAUUUUUAUGCUAUUCUGUAGGUGCAAGUGCUUGUGUAGAAGUUCAAAGAUAUGAUGAAGCAUUAAAGUGGUGUGAUGAUGGAUUAGCUGUAUCCUUGCAUUCAUAAACCUUAUCUUACAAAUUGUAAAAUUUUUAAAACAGCAAAUCCAGCUAAAUACUCAGAGGAGAGGUGGGUCUCUGAAGCUAAAUUGCUGUUGGUGAUGUCCUUUGAGCACUACACUGUUGCACCCUCCCCCUCUGUAGACAUAAAUACAACCCCAUCCCCCUUGGUUCAAUACCUUUGUGGCUUCAUACAUUCCUUACAGCUCUUAUUACUUUCAUUGGCACAGUAUUUUGGAAGCCCACUCACUCCUAUAAGAAGGCAUUGGGCCUAAUAAGCCAAAGUAUGUUAACCAUGCCUUUAGCAAACUUCAUCCCUUCCCCUCUCCCCACAGUUUCACUUGCCUACAUCUAUGCACACAUGUAUACAUCCCUCAGGUAAGUUCUUCUGUAGCUUGCCUUGUGAGAUGUACCUGAUACUUUCAUAAAGAGUGUGUUAACAGAAAUCAGGUUAUUUUAGGAAUUACCUAAGUUUUUUUGCCAUCACUAGAUGUUUCUUUAACCGAAAACAGAUUGAACCUGAAAACAAAAAACUUUUAGAUUUAAGAAACAAAUCAGUUGCUGAGCAAAAGAGGGUCCAAAGAGAUCAACGAAAAGCAAUGAUAAAAGAAAAGAAUGAGAAGUCUAAAGUAGAGGCAUUGUUAUCAGCUGUCAAGGUACAAAUUAAUGCAUUGCCAAUAGCAAGCUAUAUCAGUAGCAACCAUUGCCCGGUUACAGCUUAGUCAGAGAAGUGUCGGUCUGCUGAGUGGGAGGCAUUCUGGUUCAAACCCCAGCCUGACCAACACUCAGCGCCUUUAAAUAACUAAGGAGAAAGUACUGCCUUUGUAAUGACAUCUAUAACAAGCGGUUAGACUUUCCAGCCUUCUCGGAUAAGCGCGAUAAAACCGCAGGCAUCGUCUCACAAACCUUGCGUUUAUUUAUUCUGUGGGACGUUAAAGAACCCACACACUGUUCGUAAAGGGAAGGGGACAUUUUUUUUUUUACUUUUUUUUCACCUUGUUAUCGUAUUAACAACAACAACAACAGAAAUUUAUUCAUUAACAAAAAGAUAAAGGUUUACAAUAUUGGAUGUCCCGGAAAUAGCCAUUAAGCUAAUCUAGGCGUGACAAGACAAGAGCCUUUAAACACAUAAUACAAAAAUAAAAGAAAUGCAAUUACUUGACUCAUUUUACUAUAUAAAGCAGUUAUAGUCUAAGUAACGAAACGUGAUUUUAAGUUAGCAUGCGCCUAAAAGCAUGUCCGACUUCAUGCCUCGCCUCCAGACUGCGAUUCACAUUACAGACAUUAGGGAGAAUCAUUACUUAGCCAUUACUUCAUUACUUGAAACUGCACCAUAUACAGUCUGGAAAAGUUCCCCAACCAGAGUUUAAUCGAGUAAAUACGGUAUGAUUUUUUUUUCUGGUUUUCUUAGGAUCGAGGAGUUCAUCUGGAACACCAAGACGAUCUUACCAGGUCAAUAUCUGACGGUGGUUUGGAUGUUAAGGUUCAUCUGGGUACGGACGGAGUUCUCCACUGGCCUGUGUUGUUUGUUUACCCGGAAUUUAAUCAAACAGACUUAAUAUCUUCAUUUAACGAGAACGACAGGUAACUUGUCGUUAAGUCGUAAGAAAAGCCAAGCUUAAUUUCGUUAGCUCAAAACAGAAAAUUGCAAUCUUACUGAACAGCUGUUGUUCAUACCCUUAACAGUUUAAGUGAAAGAAGACUAUGAUUUUUUGUGUCUUCAAUGACAAGAGAAGAUAAGAGAAGUGAUACAUCAAAGACAGGGAGAACUGUUUUAUACGAUAUCCAAACAAAGAGAGGUGAUAUAUCAAACAUGAGAAGGAGUGUUUCAUGUGAUAUCCAAACAUCGAGAAGUUAUAUAUAUCAAUCACGAGGAGUGUUUUAUCUGAAAUCCAAACACCGAGAAGUAAUAUAUCAAACGCGAGAAAAAGUGUUUUAUCGGAUAUGCAAAGACCGAAAGGUCAUAAAUAAAACCCGAGAAAGUGUGUUUUAUCUGAUACCAAAUACCAAGAUGUCAUAUGUCAAACACGAGAAGGUGUUUUUCUCUUAUAUUCAAAAAACAAAUCCCUAGACUGGAAAAGAGCGAGGCGUAAGGAGUAUUUUAAACCUAUUUCGUCAGUGGUGACAAGUUGUCAGGUGAAAGAUUCUUUGCAGUGUACUAUAUCUCGUCUUAAAUUAAGGCCAAAGUUGGAAUAAUAUUUCUGUUAAUUACGCUCACUCAGUCCAAACCUUAAUCAAAGUGGUGAUUUCAAUUUCUUUGUUUUGUCUUGCUAGUCUGAGAAAUUUCUUUUACUGUUGCAUUUAGGAUCUCAGACCACUUACAUACUAUGUUUGAAGUUGAAUCGCCUCCAUGGGAUGUAGAAAAGAAAUACAAGCCAGAAAGUCUGGAAGUUUAUUUCGAAGACGCUUCUGGUGAAAAGCUGUGUUUGGUGAAGAAUAACAAAUGUCUUAAAGAUGUUCUCUCGGACUCAAGGUAUCUUGAAUAA